This is a messenger RNA of Lottia gigantea (owl limpet), 1344 nucleotides long. RefSeq lists its product as hypothetical. The coding region runs from base 1 to 1344 and encodes 447 amino acids. Lineage: Eukaryota; Metazoa; Mollusca; Gastropoda; Lottiidae. The transcript has 2 exons. The record is from RefSeq and is a predicted model, not a curated record.
AUGAGCAAGAAAUUCAAACAUUCGGACAUAUUUCCUAGCAACCCCAUGCUCAUGUGCAUUUGCGGAUCUUCGGUUUGUAGAAAGACUUACCUCACUUUUAAUAUGUUGACAACACCGAACCUUUUAGAUUUCGAGUCUCUGUAUAUUUACACGACCACUCCCGAACAAUCCUAUUAUCAGUUUCUCAAAGCUUUGGAAUACGUCUCGAAAAAAGAAGUUCAAGACAUUUUUCACUACUACGAAAGCAACGAAGACUUGCAAGAGAACGCGGAAAUAAAAGACAUUUUAGACGGCUUUAUCAAAGAAAAGAAUCCUUCUCUGAAACCGACCGACGUCAAAGUAUUUCUGACUAAAAACGACAACGAUUUAAACUUGUCUAAAAUCGACAACCACCGAAAGAACUUGAUUGUCUUUGACGACUGCGUGGCACAAAAAAGUCAAACCGUUCAACAAGAAUUCUUCACGAAAGGAAGACAUCAAAACUGUCACUGCAUAUACCAAUCCCAAUCUUUCUACGGAAUGGACGCCAUGUUUAUCAGAAAGAACGCAAUUUUAUUAUUCGAAUUAAACGACAAAGAUUUAUCUCAAAUCAUUCAGUCGAUAAAUCACGGAAUGGACAGAGAUACAUUUAAAAAGAUUACAACAACUCGGAUUAACGGAAAAUCUACAAAGUCUAAUUCAACCAAUAUUAAAUCUCAAGAGGAUAUUAAAAAGAAAUUAGAACCCACACCUCAUAUAGAACCUCAUCACCCCAAACCGAUUAAAUAUGGUGGUAUUAAGACAUUAGAUGAUAUAAAACGUCUUUUUUCAAAUCCUGACCCAGAUUUACCAAAGAGCAUUUCACCAAUCAUUGAUGAAGUGGGGUUAUUGUUUAAUGGUUUUAGAAUAAGAUUUAGUGGAAAUUCACCACAAUUUAAAAUCGACACAAAAGACUUUAUAUUUACAUUAACAAAAGGGUUAAUAGAUUUAAUGAAUGGCGAGGAUGUUGAAAUUGCCGAUUACAAGGAUUUAGUAGCAUACUCAAAAUUUCUACUUGCUAUCAGAAAGUCAGGACCCGAAACAAGAACAUUGAAAGAAGUUGAUUUAUACAUAACAAAAGUUAUUGAGGAAGAGGAUGUAGAUGAUUAUGCAAAAGAUUAUCCAAUCAUACAAGAAAUAGACGAAUUCGAUGAUAUGGUGGCAUCUGGACAAGGUAUAACGUUUUUAUCCGACAACAACGAGGAACUAGUUAAUAGAUUACGAGUAAUAUUAGCGGCCAUGAAGGAAGGCCAUCGAUCGGACAGACAAUACAAUGAAGUCAAUGGCAUAUUAAAACGACUUUUGGAGAAAAAAAAUCAUCACUAA